Phragmites australis (common reed) is the source of this 1822-nucleotide messenger RNA. RefSeq names its product probable protein phosphatase 2C 9. NCBI's taxonomy places the organism in Eukaryota, Viridiplantae, Streptophyta, Magnoliopsida, Poales, Poaceae. Gene Ontology annotation, biological process: protein dephosphorylation. Gene Ontology annotation, cellular component: cytosol; nucleus. The transcript is spliced from 3 exons. The record is from RefSeq and is a predicted model, not a curated record. The coding region runs from base 341 to 1666 and encodes 441 amino acids. Gene Ontology annotation, molecular function: protein serine/threonine phosphatase activity; cation binding.
GACGGUGGCGGGCACCUGCUUCCCCUGCCCGCCUCGGCCCUCGUCUUCCUCCUCCCAUCUCUUCUACUGCCUCCGAGCCUUCGUGCCCGUUUCGCCUCGCACUUGCGCUGCUUGCUGCUAUUGCCAUUCCGGGGGAGGAGGGGGUCCGAAGGGACGGGUGGGAGAGGAGGAGAAGAGGCGCUGUUGCGCGUGGGACGCGUGCUUGGUUUAGGCCUCUCGAAUUUCCGUGGGCGACGGCGACGUGCUAGGCGGCCAGAGAAAAUCUAGGGAGUCUUGGGCUUGCGAGACGCGCCUGUACGUACGUGACUUUGUGGGAGAGGGCUGCUUGCUCUUGCCGCCAAUGGCCGAGAUCUGCUGCGAGGAAGCCAAGUCCACGCCGGCCACCGCCACUGCCGCGGCUGCAGUCUCUGCCACGGCCGCUGCCGCCGUGGCUGUCGCCUCCUCGGCUUUGGAGAGGAGGCGACGCAGGUUGGAGAUGAGGCGAUUCCGCAUCGCGAGUGAUCUGGAGCCGCCGGUCAGGGAGGACGUCCGCGCGGGCAAGCGGCAGAGGCUGGUGCGCACGGCGUCCGGCCCGUGCCCCGACACCGGCUCGGACUCCGAGCGGCCGACCCUGCCGGAGAGGUUGCCGACGUACGGGGUCACCUCCGUCUGCGGCCGCCGCCGCGAGAUGGAGGACGCCGUCUCCAUCAGACCGGACUUCUUGUCCGGGGCCAACAAGCACCAUUUCUUCGGCGUCUUCGACGGCCACGGCUGCUUACACGUUGCAACGAUGUGCAAGGACAGGAUGCAUGAGGUGGUUGCCGACGAGCAUAAGAAGAUGGGCUCCGGCGAAGAGUCGGCAUGGAAGGGUGUGAUGGAGAGGAGCUUUGCUCGAUUGGAUGAGCAGGCCACCAGCUGGGCGACCAGCCGCAGCCGCGACGAGCCCGCCUGCAAGUGCGAGCAGCAGAUGCCCUCGCGGUGCGACCACGUGGGGUCCACCGCCGUCGUUGCCAUCGUCAGCGCCACUCACGUCGUCGUCGCCAACGCUGGCGACUCCCGCGCUGUCCUCUCCCGCGCUGGCGUCCCCGUCCCGCUCUCCGUCGACCACAAGGUUUGUAUACAGUUUUCUCUAGCGUCACGGGGCGUGGCAGACUUGCACCUCCCGUUUCUGCGUAACUUGUCCAUGGACUUGACGAGCUCAGCUUCCGGGUUCGUUCAGCCUGACCGACUUGACGAGCUGGCGCGCAUCGAGGCCUCGGGCGGCCGCGUCAUCUACUGGGACGGCGCCCGUGUUCUCGGCGUCCUCGCCAUGUCUCGAGCUAUAGGUGAUGGUUACCUUAAGCCGUAUGUGUCGUCGGAGCCGGAGGUGACGGUGACGGAGCGCACCGACGACGACGAGUGUCUGAUCCUGGCCAGCGACGGUCUGUGGGACGUCGUGACCAACGAGAUGGCGUGCGAGGUCGUCCGGACAUGCUUCCGCAGCAACGGUCCGCCGGCGCCGGUCGCUGGGCCGAGCGGCGUGCUCCCUACCUCUGGCGAUGCGGAGUCCGACAACGGAUCCUCGGCGGUGAAGGGCAUAAGCAAGGCGUGCUCCGACGCGGCCAUGCUGCUGGCGAAGCUGGCGCUAGCCCGGCGGAGCGCCGACAAUGUCAGCGUGGUCGUCGUGGAUCUCCGCCGGGGGCUGUGAUUCUUGGAGCAAAAAUCAUAUGCUCCACGAUUGUUUUCUUUAACCCUUUUUAAAAUCUACGCUAAUUUCUCCCCUCAACUUUAUCACUCUUUUAGUUUUGAUUUAGAUUUGAUAGUGUCUAAUCAGAUGAAUAUAAUAGUAUCUUCUUCUCUCAAA